CAUGAGGGGACUCCGGGCGGCACCGCUCCGGCUGCGGGUGCAGGGGGCGGUCGCUGCGGCAAUGGUGGGCGGGAGCUGCGCCGCUGGGGCGGCCCCGGCGGGCCGGGGGCGGGUGUGGCCCCUGGCUGGGCGGCCGCUUCCCGGAGCGCCGCGGGGAUAACGCUGUGUCCCACCAGGAGCGGAGGAUGGGCGAGCCCGUGACGGAUUCCACGUUCGUCCGCUGCCUGAGCUACGGGCUCGUGAGGCGGCUGGCAGAGUUCAUCGACCCGCAGGAAGGGUGGAAGAAACUUGCGGUGGAUAUAACCAACCCGUCCGGUGAAAGCAGAUAUAGCCAAGCGCACAUAAGGAGAUUUGAGGCAUUUGUACAGAUGGGAAAGAGCCCCACCUGUGAAUUGCUUUAUGACUGGGGAACCACAAACUGUACAGUUGCUGAUCUUGUGGAUCUGCUGAUAAGGAAUCAGUUCCUAGCACCAGCAAGCCUUUUGCUUCCAGAAGCUGUAAGGAUGCCACAGGAAGUUACAUUACCUCUUUCUUCACAGGAAACCUUGCCUAUACAUGAGAAACAACUACCUGUACAAGAAAAAAAAGUGGCAUCUGUAAAGCCUGCUUUAGCUCAGAGUACUGAGAAGCAGCAUUCAGAUUCUUCCUACUCAUGUGAAAAAAACAGCAGCUCACAGUCCAGUAACACAGAUUUCCAGAAUUUUUUGUUUCAUGACUUGGAAAGCAUUACAAAUAAUUUUGAUGUGCGACCAGAAUCAGCUGGAGGUAAUAAACUGGGAGAAGGUGGCUUUGGCAUUGUGUUCAAAGGCUACAUCAAUGGCAAAAACGUGGCUGUCAAGAAGCUCAUUGCUAUGGUUGAUGUUAGUGUUCAGGACUUGAAACAGCAGUUUGAGCAAGAAAUAAACAUAAUGGCAAAGUGUCAGCAUGAAAAUUUAGUAGAAUUACUUGGUUUCUCAAGUGAUGGUGCUCAGCCAUGUCUGGUGUAUGAAUACAUGCCCAAUGGUUCAUUGCUUGACAGGCUUGCUUGUCUGGAUGAAACUCCACCAAUUCCUUGGAAUAUGAGGUGUAAAAUUGUUCAAGGUACAGCAAAUGGCAUCAACUUUUUGCAUGAAAAUAAUCACAUUCACCGAGAUAUUAAAAGUGCAAAUAUCUUAUUAACUGAUACAUAUGUGCCCAAAAUUUCUGACUUUGGCCUCGCAAGAGCAUCGGUAACAUUCACACAGACAAUCAUGACUGAGAGAAUUGUUGGAACAGCAGCCUACAUGGCACCUGAAGCUCUGCGAGGAGAGAUAACACCUAAAUCUGAUAUCUUCAGUUUUGGAGUAGUCUUACUAGAAAUAAUAACGGGUCUCCCUCCAGUAGAUGAAAACCGGGAGCCACAGUUGCUGUUAAGUAUAAAAGAUGAAAUUGAGGAUGAGGAAGCAAAUAUUGAGGAUUUUGUUGAUGAAAAGAUGAGUGACUGGGAUGUACCUUCAAUUCAUAAAAUGUAUUCAAUUGCUGAUCAGUGUCUGAAUGACAAAAAAAACAGAAGGCCAGACAUUAAGAUGGUCCAACAGCAGCUCCAAGAUAUAAAAACUUGAUAAUGUGUCUCUUCUGAUAGUGUUUCUGUAAUGGAGGCACCAGUACCAAACAUUUAAUCAGUAUUUAGUGCAAUAUUAUCAGUGAUUCUGCUUUCCAGAACUUUCUGGACACAUGUAAGGUGAGCUGUUGGCCUGUCAGGAACUCUUUCACAUUUCCUUGGUCACUGGGCCCUUAACAUGGGAAAACUCUUUCUUAUAUUAACAAAUUGCAGUGCUGGUACAUCAUCUUCUCCUACAGCUUUUUAAAUGCAUUUCCAUAUUACAUUCUAUUUGAUUCUUUUUAUUUCCAAAUACCUGCAAAAGCAUAUUACUGUAACUGGGCAGAAUGUUUUUUUCUGCAAAUUGCUUUCUUGAUCAGAUGUACAAGACCUUCGUCUAUUGAAGACAAAACCAUUUAAUAGCUAUAAUGGUAGUUAAUGUUGUCUUUUUGAGAAGUGACAAUAGUAUUACCCAGUUUAAACAAGCUUCUACUUAAUAUUUUAGCUUAAGAGUUCAUACUAGAGUGAAUGGUCUAGUACUGUUAGUGAAUGUCAUUAUUAUCAAAAAGUCUUUUUGGUGUUAGUUUUAGUCAAAUAAAGGCUGCAAGACA
Onychostruthus taczanowskii (white-rumped snowfinch) is the source of this 2169-nucleotide messenger RNA. RefSeq names its product interleukin 1 receptor associated kinase 4 (gene IRAK4). The transcript has 11 exons. The record is from RefSeq and is a predicted model, not a curated record. Bases 186 to 1580 code for a protein of 464 amino acids. Gene Ontology annotation, molecular function: ATP binding; magnesium ion binding; protein serine/threonine kinase activity. Gene Ontology annotation, biological process: signal transduction; protein phosphorylation. NCBI's taxonomy places the organism in Eukaryota, Metazoa, Chordata, Aves, Passeriformes, Passeridae.